Molecule: messenger RNA, 2713 nt
Organism: Athalia rosae (coleseed sawfly)
Lineage: Eukaryota; Metazoa; Arthropoda; Insecta; Hymenoptera; Athaliidae
Product: methionine--tRNA ligase, mitochondrial
Exons: 9
Coding region: 223-2199 (658 amino acids)
Biological process (GO): mitochondrial proton-transporting ATP synthase complex assembly; methionyl-tRNA aminoacylation
Cellular component (GO): mitochondrion
Molecular function (GO): methionine-tRNA ligase activity; ATP binding
Source: RefSeq, a predicted model, not a curated record
CUCCAAAUUUGUCAAAGGUCAAGAUACUGGCUUGAACACGCAGUCAAGGUACCGAGAGGUCAAUUUAAAAACAUUAGAAACAAUUGACGUGAGGGUAUUUUUAUCAGCGAUAUCAUGAUUUGAUUAGAAAUUAAUGGAAUAAUGAUUUUUUUAAAUUUCAGUCAGCUGCUGAGUGAUUUUUUUGAUCCCUAAGUGCAAGCUAUUUGUAAAUAAACAUCAUGAAUGGCACACUGUGGUACCCAGUUUCAAUAUGGAGGGAUAUUGUCCAAAAUGAAAGUUGCUUUGUUCCACGUGGGACGAAAGCUGAACCUGAUCAACGGAGUGAAGAAUAUUAUUCUGGUUCAACGAUUAAAGAGAUCAAUCAUGACGUCUCAAACGAACAUGGAAAAAGCACUGGAUGAGUUAAAGUUGAAUCCUUAUUUCGAGAAAUAUGCGAAGAAAAUUUCCAAGCUGCAAGAGACUAGCCCCGAAGAGUUUCUCAGUAAAAUUGAAGCAAAAGAGAGGGAAGCUAAAGCAAAAAAGGAAGCACUCGCCCAAGAAAGAAAAUUUCAACCAGCAUCAAGGGCAAAACCAACUCUUGGAGGCUCCAUUCGUAGAUAUUAUUCGAAUGGCAGCACUUCAAAUUUUUACGUGACAACACCAAUAUUUUAUGUAAAUGCCGGGCCCCAUAUCGGGCACCUUUACAGUGCUGUACUGGCUGACGCAGUAGCCAGAUAUAAUUCGAUGCUAGGACAUUCUGUGCGGCUCACUACUGGUACAGAUGAACAUGGAAAUAAAGUACAACAAGCUGCUCAGGUCUCAAAGCUCCCGAUGAGCGACUACUGUUCAAAAAUCUCAUUGCAAUUCCAUAAGAUGUGCGAAGUUUUUGAUGUGGGCUAUACAGAAUACAUUAGAACCACACAAGAGCGACAUUUGAAGACCUUGAAUCAUUUCUGGAUUACUUUGAGAAAAAAGGAUUACAUAUAUCCGGGGACCUAUUCUGGAUGGUAUUGCGUACCCGAUGAAGCUUUUCUGUCUACCUCACAGUUGGAAGAUCGAAAAAACGCCAAUGGUGAAACUGUGAAGGUGUCAAUUGAGUCGGGGCAUCCUGUAGAAUGGGCAGAGGAAGAUAAUUACAAGUUCAGGCUCAGUGUAUUACAAAACGAUCUGAAACACUGGCUCAAAGAUGAAAACACUGUUAGACCAGCUAAGUUUCAUAAGAUUCUCUCAGAGUGGAUCGAAGAGGGAUCUUGUUUGGAAGAUUUGAGUAUUUCGAGGCCGAUUGAUAGGGUAUCGUGGGGUGUUCCAGUUCCUGAUGAUAAUACCCAAAGUAUUUAUGUCUGGCUAGAUGCCUUGGUAAAUUACCUGACUGCCCUAGGAUACCCUGAAGAGAGUUACAAAGAAUUCUGGCCUCCAAAUAUUCAGGUAAUUGGAAAAGAUAUUCUCAAGUUUCACGGAGUUUAUUGGCCAGCAUUUCUGAUAGCAGCAGGACUAGAGCCACCCAGGAGCUUGUUAUGUCACUCCCACUGGACUGUAGACGGCCAAAAAAUGUCCAAAUCAAAAGGGAAUGUUGUUUCACCAUUUGAUGCAGCAGAAAGUUACACUGCGGAUGGUCUGAGAUACUUUCUUCUGAGAGAAGCUGUACCUUACAGUGAUGCUAAUUAUAGCAAAGAAAAAGUCUUCAACACAGUAAAUUCAGAACUAGCAGAUUCUCUAGGUAAUCUGGUGAGUCGAUGUACGGGUAAAGCGGUCAAUCCUGGAAGGGAGAUUCCGCACCCUGGAAAAUACGUAGACAUUCUUAAAUCGGAAUCAGCAACGAAAUUGAAGUAUUGUUUGGAAACGCUACACCUCGAAGCUCGAGACCAUUAUGAAAAAAACAAUCUUCACCACGUUGUUGACUCUGUGAUGAGUACAGUACAUGCUGCCAAUCAGAUGGUUGAAUUUCACAAGCCUUGGCACCUCAGGAAGCAAACCGAUGACCAAUCAUAUAAUGAACUACAAGCUGUUCUAUCCCUUGCUUUAGAUUGUACCCGAAUCAGUGGACUGAUUUUAUAUCCCAUUGUACCAAAAUUGAGUAACAAUUUGUUGGAAUUACUCGAUGUGCCCGAAAACGAAAGAAGUUGGGCAAAUACGGUUCCCAGGCAUUUGACUAAGUCGGAGAAUUCUGUUCGAAAGGUGAACGCUGAGAGCACAAUUUUAUUCAAGAGAAUUCGGAAUUAAUAACUGAAACAUGGGAGGAAAGUAAAUACUGAUUAUUUAUAUGAGCUGGAAGUCUUAUAUUAGUAUUAUUUACAGAAAAGCAAUUUCUUGCUUUUUUGGUAGUACACCUAGAUUUCGUGUACGAUUAUGUCUUUAAACAAGCAGUCGCUACUGAUAAAACUAACUCAAAACAUGGAGAAUUCCUUGAUAAUUUGGAAAUGAAAUGAGUUUUUUUUUUAAUUUAUUUCAAAUAUCAAGUAAAUCAGUAGAAACUGAUUUUAUUUCCGACACACAUCUCCACCCGUUCAAACUAAUUUGAAUAAGCGGAUAUCCUUGCUCCAAUAUCAUUACUCUUUGACAAUUACUUUGUUCUGGUGUUUUAUAUCAAAUGGACUUAGACAUUAACUUUGGUGCGAUUUAUAGUUGACAUAAUACUUUUUACUUAGGUGGAAUAUUGCUCUAUCGAUAAUUUAUAAUUGCUCCUAUCUCACUUAUUUUACCACAUAGAAAAAUAAAUAAAUGACUAUGUACAAUA